This is a messenger RNA of Perca flavescens (yellow perch), 3672 nucleotides long. RefSeq names its product zinc finger protein 740a (gene znf740a). The transcript is spliced from 21 exons. The coding region runs from base 582 to 2567 and encodes 661 amino acids. Gene Ontology annotation, biological process: negative regulation of transcription by RNA polymerase II; embryo development; regulation of immune system process. Gene Ontology annotation, cellular component: nucleus; nucleoplasm. The record is from RefSeq and is a predicted model, not a curated record. Lineage: Eukaryota; Metazoa; Chordata; Actinopteri; Perciformes; Percidae. Gene Ontology annotation, molecular function: RNA polymerase II cis-regulatory region sequence-specific DNA binding; DNA-binding transcription repressor activity, RNA polymerase II-specific.
AGGGCAAUAAUAGCAGUCAUAUUGUAUUAAUAAUAUUUUUUAAUUUGGCCCGAGGGGCACUUCAGACAACCAGGGCAAAGGGGCCGCGGAUUGAGCCGCCAAAACUACCACAAUAUGUCUGCAUAUCCCUAUUUUCUGUCAUUUUAGUGUCCACUCCUUCCUUGUUAUCUGCGUCUUUUCAGUCGUCGUCUGAAUCUGCUACAGACACGCAAGCUACCCCACAACAACAUUUAAAGGCGUAAGAUCUUCCAACGAUAUAAAAAUGCAUUAACAAACAGAUUUUGUCCGCACUUAAACCAACGCUCUCUGUCACUGGGAGCUGGUCAAAGAAGAUGACCCUUUUCUCUUCGCUUGAGAAAGCUUUGCUGCUGUGUGGGGGAGAGAGAGGGGGUUACAUCCUGUGGCGUUUCCUGUGUUUGUAAACUAGACGGUCUUGAAAACGUCGGGCGAGUGAAGCUGAAAGUUUAAAUGCUAGAUGAGUGAGGUGGGUGUGGCUUCCCACCAGCCCGACCAUCCUGACUGACGGAUCUCUGGAUGACCUUGUCCCCACCCCUGUCCCUGCGCUCACAUACACCACAGCAAUGUCACAUCUGCCCAGCAGCUCAGUCCGCGACCAUAUGAAAUGGGCGGGGCUGCUUGGCUGCGAGGCUGUCCUCUCCAGCAUGGCCCUGAUGCAGGCCAGCUCCAUGGCCGCUCCGCCCAAAAAAAUGAUGGCUCCACUUGGCCAUGGACCACCGCAGAGAGAGGGACCUGAUCGUGCUCCCCAGAGCCAUAUGAUCCUCCCAUCCGGAAUGAGCUGUCCACCCCUGGUUAGGACCCACUUCGGAAAUCUUAUCCGGAAGGAAGGUGAAUUCCAAGCUCCCCGCCUGCUGGAUGAGAAGGAGAUGAGGGCCAACGAGGACAUGCAGCAGAAAAAAAAGAACAGGAAAUCAGUUACGCCCUGCAAAGUGAGAGAACAAGAAGGAAGGGGAGGGAAGGGCACAGGUGGAGAUGAGAAUGGUCCAUCAUCCAAAGUGCAGAAAAACUUUAUUUGUGAUCACUGUUACGGAGCAUUUAGAAGUGGAUACCACCUGAAGAGACACAUCCUCAUUCAUACAGGGGAGAAGCCGUAUGCUUGUGCCGUAUGUGACAUGAGGUUUAUUCAGCGUUACCACCUGGAGAGACACAGCCUCAUUCACACGGGGGUGAAGCCGUACGCUUGUUCCAUGUGUGACAUGAGGUUUUUCCAGCGUUACCACCUGGAGAGACACAGACUCACUCAUACGGGGGUGAAGCCGUACGCUUGCUCCAUGUGUGACAUGAGGUUCUUCCAACGUUACCAUCUGGCAAGACACAGCCUCACUCAUACUGGGGUGAAGCCAUACGCUUGCUCCAUGUGUGACAUGAGAUUUUUCCAACGCUACCACUUGGCAAGGCACAGCCUCACUCACACGGGGGUGAAGCCAUAUGCUUGCUCCAUGUGUGAUAUGAGAUUUUUCCAGAGAUACCACCUGGCAAGACACACUCUCACCCAUACGGGGGUGAAGCCAUACGCUUGCUCCAUGUGUGACAUGAGGUUCUUCCAGCGUUACCAUUUGGCAAGACACAGCCUCACUCAUACUGGGGUGAAGCCGUAUGCUUGUACCAUGUGUGACAUGAGGUUUAUACAACGUUACCAACUGGAGAGACACAGUCUUACUCAUACGGGGGUGAAGCCGUACGCUUGCACCAUGUGUGACAAGAGGUUUUUUCAGCGCUACCACCUGGCAAGACACAGCCUCACUCAUAUGGGUGUGAAACCUUAUGCUUGCACCAUGUGUGACAUGAAGUUUUUUCAGCGUUACCACCUGGCGAGACACAGCCUCACUCAUACGGGUGUGAAACCUUAUGCUUGCACCAUGUGUGACAAGAGGUUUUUUCAGCGCUACCACCUGGCGAGACACAGCCUCACUCAUAUGGGUGUGAAACCUUUUGCUUGCACCAUGUGUGACAUGAGGUUUGUUCAGCGUUACCACCUGGCGAGACACAGCCUCACUCAUACGGGUGUGAAACCUUAUGCUUGCACCAUGUGUGAAAAGAGGUUUUUUCAGCGCUACCACCUGGCGAGACACAGCCUCACUCAUAUGGGUGUGAAACCUUUUGCUUGCACCAUGUGUGACAUGAGGUUUGUUCAGCGCUACCACCUGGCGAGACACAGCCUCACUCAUACGGGGGUGAAGCCGUAUGCUUGUUCCAUGUGUGACAUGAGGUUUAUUCAGCGUAACCACCUGGAGAGACACAGCCUCACUCAUACGGGAGAGAAGCCAUUUGCUUGUGACAUGUGUGAUAUGAGGUUUAUCCAGCGCUACCACCUUGAGAGACACAAGCGUGUCCAUAGUGGGGAGAAGCCUUACCAGUGUGAACGGUGCCAGCAGAACUUUUCACGGACAGACCGGCUAUUGCGGCAUCGGCGGUUGUGUCAGGGUCGCGGCGUAGCCAAAGUAGAGAACCAGCCGUGCUGCGAACCACGCCCAUACCCCCAAGAACCCCCGCCCGCACCCCAAACCUGGAGUCCCCUGCACCCCCCUCCAGGCCGACUGGCGGUUUGACAUUCCACCUUCUGUACAUCCACAACACCGCCGAGCCGGGACAAGCCACAGGGUUUCUUCUUCUCAGCUCUGUGCUGAGUGACGCCACGCUCUAGCACAGACUGAUCUUGCAGCUCUAGUCCUGGGAUUACUAACGACAGAGGGACAUUUGUGUUUUUUUCUUUUGUUGACUUUUUACGGUUUCCUUUACCUUCCUGUUUUUUGUUAAAGACGAGACUUUUCUGUGAUGAACAGUGGUCCUGUUUUGUACUUAAUCUAUUUGAUUUUUGAAAAAAAAGGUUUUUAUUGUUCAAAUAUAUCUGCAUUUGGUGGUACUCGGGAAGGGCAAUGGGUAUUGUUGAUCCUGAUGUGUUAGCAACAAAAUGGGAUGAAGUUGUGAGAGAAAAGUAUUUGAGCUUCUUUCUAAUUGUUCCUCAUAUGGCCCAUUUUGACUCAAAAAGAUUCUCACUUAGGUCAGAAUUAAUAAAACUGAACUUUCCUUCCAGGUGAAGCAAGGAAACCACUCUGUGACAUCUCAUGGAGGACAGAUCCUGCUCGCCAUUGUCACUUACGUAGUGCUCAGCAUUACGACAUUUCAGUGACAGCAGUAUCUGGUCGAAAUAUAAUUUGAACUAUAGGAUUUCCCUGACUUUAUCAACUUAGGAGGUACAAUUUUAUUGAUUACUUUGUGUAAAUAAUUGAAAAUGUUUUAUUAUUGUUUCACUAUGGGACUUAAGUGGUGAGUGUUUUUUGUGCACAAAAUGGGCCAAAAACAAACUCGUUAGAAAUGGGUUCAAAUACGGUCUUCUUCCAUCGUUUCAGUGAAAUCAUAAGGAAACCUGAGUAACUUGUGUGUUUAUUAAAAAAAAAAAAGUAAUAUCAGACCGCGCUUCAUAACUGUAAACCAGGACUUCCAAGAAGUGGAUGAUGAGAGGGGCAGCCUGCAGUUGACUGGCUCUGUGUACGACAUGAGGCUGGGUCACAGGAGUAUCACCUGUGGAUCUCACGUUCUGUGACGUGCUGAUGACUCAGGAAAGGGCACAGGAUGGCAGCCUUGGCAAGUCGUCCUCCGACACUUAACAGAGAGUUAUUGCAAGUUCAGCUGUGUAUGUACACAGUUUGUAUA